AUGUUGAGAUCCGUUAUUGGUAGACGUUCUUUCAGUGCCGGCGCUGUAUGGCGCGCUGCUAAGAAGCAGCACGAUGUUGUGGUUAUCGGUAGUGGUCCCGGUGGGUAUGUGGCAGCUAUCAAGGCUGCUCAGCUUGGGUUCGACACUGCUUGUAUUGAGAAACGUGGUAAACUUGGUGGUACCUGUUUAAACGUUGGUUGUAUUCCUUCCAAGGCUUUGUUAAACAACUCUCACCUAUACCAUCAGAUGAAGAGCGAUUCGAAGAACCGUGGUAUCGAUAUUAAAGGAUCUGUAGAAUUGAACGUCGAACAGUUCCAAAAGGCCAAAGACCUUGUGGUCAAGCAAUUGACCGGUGGUAUCGAAAUGCUUUUCAAGAAGUAUGGUGUCACUUACUACAAGGGUAACGGUUCCUUCGAGGACGAACAUAACAUUAAGGUCUCUCCUGUGGAAGGUUUAGAGGGAUCUGUUAAGGAAGAGAGCAUCUUAGAGGCCAAGAACAUUAUUGUCGCUACUGGUUCCGAAGUGACUCCUUUCCCAGGUAUCAAGAUCGAUGAAGAGAGAAUCGUGUCUUCCACUGGUGCUCUUGCUUUGAAAGAGAUUCCAAAGAGAUUCGCUGUCAUUGGUGGUGGUAUUAUUGGUCUUGAGAUGGGGUCUGUAUACAGCCGUAUCGGGUCCAAGGUUACCGUGAUCGAGUUCCAACCAAAGGUCGGUGCCUCUAUGGACGGUGAAGUUGCUACGGCUACCCAAAAGUUCUUAAAGAAGCAAGGACUUGAAUUCAGAUUGAGCACUAAAGUGGUUUCCGCCGAAAGAGAUGGUGAUGUGGUCAAGAUCGUCAUCGAGAACGCUAAGAACGGCAAACAGGAAACUAUCGAGGCCGAUGCACUAUUGGUGGCUGUCGGUAGAAGACCAUACAUGCAAGGGUUGAACGCUGAAAAGAUCGGUCUAGAGGUUGACAAGAGAGGACGUUUAGUUGUUGAUGAAGAACUAAGCACCAAGCACCCUCACAUUAAAGUCAUUGGUGAUGUUACCUUUGGUCCUAUGUUGGCCCACAAGGCUGAAGAAGAAGGUAUUGCUGCCGUUGAAUACUUCAAGCUCGGUCAUGGUCACGUCAAUUACAACAACAUCCCAAGUGUUAUGUACUCGCACCCUGAAGUCGCCUGGGUCGGUAAGACCGAAGAGCAGUUGAAGGAAGCAGGUAUCCAAUACAAGGUCGGUAAAUACCCCUUCAUUGCCAACUCAAGAGCCAAGACCAACUUGGAUACCGAAGGUUUCGUCAAGAUCAUAAUCGACGCUGAGACCGAACGUAUUCUAGGUGCUCACAUCAUUGGCCCUAACGCCGGUGAGAUGAUCGCAGAGGCAGGCCUAGCCCUAGAGUACGGUGCUUCCGCCGAGGAUAUCUCCAGAGUCUGUCACGCUCAUCCAACUCUAUCGGAAGCUUUCAAAGAGGCCAACUUGGCCGCUUUCUCGAAGCCCAUCAAUUUCUAA
Messenger RNA from Torulaspora delbrueckii, 1485 nucleotides. RefSeq names its product dihydrolipoyl dehydrogenase (gene LPD1). Gene Ontology annotation, molecular function: flavin adenine dinucleotide binding; dihydrolipoyl dehydrogenase (NADH) activity. NCBI's taxonomy places the organism in Eukaryota, Fungi, Ascomycota, Saccharomycetes, Saccharomycetales, Saccharomycetaceae. The record is from RefSeq and is a predicted model, not a curated record. The transcript has a single exon. Bases 1 to 1485 code for a protein of 494 amino acids. Gene Ontology annotation, cellular component: oxoglutarate dehydrogenase complex; mitochondrion.